This is a messenger RNA of Ahaetulla prasina, 6255 nucleotides long. RefSeq names its product epithelial splicing regulatory protein 2. Lineage: Eukaryota; Metazoa; Chordata; Lepidosauria; Squamata; Colubridae. Bases 346 to 2007 code for a protein of 553 amino acids. Gene Ontology annotation, molecular function: mRNA binding. Gene Ontology annotation, cellular component: nucleoplasm; ribonucleoprotein complex. The record is from RefSeq and is a predicted model, not a curated record. The transcript has 15 exons. Gene Ontology annotation, biological process: regulation of RNA splicing.
GGGACGCUGCACAAAUGCCUGGUGAAGGCAGACAAUUUGGAGCUAAGCGAGCCAUGCCGAGAACUGACAGGGUUAACCCCCGAGAGCUUGGCCAAAGCGGAGCCUCUGGAUCGCGUUCUCCAACAGUUCAGCCAACUGGUUUCCAAUGAUCUGAAGGUUCUAGGAAGGAGCUCCUACACUUUCUGCACCGAUGGCCAACCCCUCAUUCGACAAGUUCUCCAUCCAGAAGCAUCCAAAAAGAAUCUUCUGCUGUCCGACUGCUUUUAUUCAUUUUACGAUCUACGGAAAGAAUUCCAUGACUGCUAUCCCAGCUCAGCCCCCGUGAAGGAUCAAACUAUACAAUCGAUGGCAGAAUAUAUUGGCUAUGGGAUAGAUGAAAGCGAGGAGGACUUCGGAGUAUGGCAAGUGAAAGCCAUGGUAGCCAUUGUUUUCAGCAUGCUUCCGGAUACAUGCAGUCACAGGUUUACCACUCCAGAAACAGUAAAAUACAAGUAUGAAACGGGGCCGUGUAGUAAAUCAGAAGUAGUGGACAAUGAAACGGUCAUACGUGCCCGAGGUCUCCCUUGGCAGUCUUCGGACCAAGACAUAGCUCGCUUUUUCAAAGGCCUUAAUAUUGCCAAAGGUGGUGUGGCCUUGUGUCUCAACGCUCAAGGAAGGCGAAAUGGAGAGGCGUUGGUGCGGUUUGCCAGCGCUGAACAGAGGGACUUGGCUCUGGAAAGACACAAGCAUCAUAUGGGAAGCCGAUACAUUGAGGUUUACAAAGCCACCGGAGAGGAAUUUCUGAAAAUUGCUGGUGGCACCUCCAAUGAAGUUGCCCAGUUCCUCUCCAAGGAGAACCAAGUCAUCAUCAGGAUGCGGGGUCUCCCUUUCACUGCAACGCCCGAGGAUGUGCUGGGCUUCUUGGGCCCCGAGUGUCCCGUCACCGGAGGCAAGGAGGGCCUCCUCUUCGUCAAGUAUCCAGAUGGCCGGCCAACUGGAGAUGCAUUUGUACUAUUUGCUUGUGAAGAUUAUGCACAGAACGCCCUUAAGAAACACAAGGAGAUCUUGGGCAAACGCUACAUCGAACUCUUCAGAAGCACAGCAGCUGAAGUCCAGCAGGUUCUCAACCGGUACAUGUCAGCCCCCCUGAUUGCUACUCUUCCUACCCCGAUCGUCCCUGUCAUCCCGCCUUCUUACACCAUUGCUGCUGGCAGUUUGCGAGACUGUGUCCGCCUCCGAGGCCUGCCUUACACAGCUGGGAUCGAUGACAUUCUGGAGUUCAUGGGUGAUGCAACUGGAGACAUCAAACCGCAUGGCGUUCACAUGGUCCUGAACCAGCAAGGCCGGCCCUCAGGGGAUGCCUUUAUCCAAAUGAAAUCUUCCGACCGAGCCUUCUUGGUGUCCCAGAAGUGUCACAAGAAAAUGAUGAAGGACCGUUACGUGGAAGUCUUCCAGUGUUCAGGAGAGGAGAUGAAUUUUGUUUUAAUGGGUGGCACUUUAAACCGUAGUGGAUUGUCUCCGCCCCCUUGUAAGUUACCAUGCCUUUCUCCGCCCACCUACGCUGCUUUCCAAACGGCAGCCACCGCAGUGAUCCCAGCAGAAGCUGCAAUAUACCCGUCACAAGCCCUCUUGCCUCCAACCAGGACUCAACAAGCUGCAGCCGCAGCCGCAGCGGCUGCAGCGGCUGUCACUCCAACAGUCACUUACUACCCGACUCAGGCAGCUCAACUUUACAUGAAUUACACCGCUUACUAUCCCAGCCCUCCGGUGUCUCCAACCACUGUUGGCUACAUCACAGCUCCACAAGCUGCCGUUGCGGCCGCUGCCUCGGCUUCCCACACUCCGAUGCUCCCUCAGGCAGGCGCUCUUGUCCGGAUGCAAGGAUUGCCCUACAACGCAGGAAUGAAGGAAAUCCUCAGCUUUUUCCAAGGGUAUCAGUAUGCUCCUGAUGACUACAAUGGCCUCAUUCAGCUCAACGACCAAGCAAGGGGCGUGUUACAAGCACCGAAAGACUGGGUUUGCUUGUAAGGGUUGGUAACCACCAGAGAAGCAUCCUAAAAAAUCUAGAACUCAACCCGUUUCCUGUUACCACUCUCUUUCCCGGUCUCCUAAAACAGCUCUGUAGGGAUCCAGUGUCCAGGAUCAUCAAGGCCACGUAAUCGGAAGCACAGUAGAUCUAAAGAGGGACAUAACAUUAUUCGGAGGGAAAAUGCAAGGCUUCCUGGCUCUCUCCAGGUUUCCGCAGGACGGCAGCUCCUGUUCCGCGGGACGCAGAGAUCUGCGGCAUGUCUCUUCCAAUGAUUUCCGUCACUACAUCAGAAAAGGAGAGAAGGAUCAGUAUGUUUUUAUGUCUUCCAUAAACAUUGGUUUCUGAAUCACCCAUAUUUAGACCCAUGCAAACUGGUUGUUGAGACAUCUACUGCAAUUCACUUUUCAUGUAUCUGUCCCUGAAGAUCAUCCAAAAGCUUAAACUGAUUCACCACGCAGCAUAUACAUUGAAUAAAUAAAUACAAUGCAGCAACUCAGGGAGUGACGGGAACAACUAGGUUAGUCUCUUAGUAUCUUUAUUCCUGGAGCGACAUCAGCUGCCAAUUGGUUUCAGGCUACAAUUUCAGGGGGCAAUUAUCACCUUUAAAACCCUGGGUGGCUCAGAACCUACUAAGCUUUAAAAUGCCAAUACUGAAAGAUCUGGCUGAAAGGUCUCCUCAUCCCUAAGAAAUUCCAUCAGGAGAGACUCCAUAACAUGGCCUUCUCCAUGCAUAUAAAUUACCGCACUGAGCUUCCACAGAAAAGUAAAAACUUCUGGAAGAGGCAUUUGGAAGGUGCUAAGGUUGGGAUCUGCCCCAGUUAAAAGGCACUUUUAUGACUUAAAGAGAUAACCUUUGAGUUAUAUCCAGUCACUUAAUAACAGUUCGAAGUUACACCGGAUCUUCAAAUCAAGAAGUAAGAGUCCAUGCAAAACAUUUCAGAAUCGGUUGUUGAGAAGAUGCUGCAAAACUGAACUGCUCACCAAACAACCAGAGUUAGGUAAAGUUUCCUCUUUCACUGUCAUUCUUUAAAAGCCAUUAUCCAAACCUAGUUAGGGAUACGAAAAAAACUCGUAAAAGAACUAAGUAUUGACUAAGAAGCAAGAAGCAUGGCUGUUUCAGGCUGGAGAAAUGUCAUAUGUAUGUUCAGCUCCGUAGUGGGUUUCAAAUCCCAUCGCUACCAGUUCGCUCAUGGGCACGUGUGUGCUCACGUGCGUGCGCAACGCUUCUGUGCACGCACAGAGACGUCCGGGGGGGGGGGGGUUGAUGGAGCCUCCCGCCACCACUAUCGAUUCACCUGAUCCGGGGCAAACCGAUAGCAACCCACCACUGGUUCAGCUCCCCUUCUCCCCUCCUUUUCACAAUACCGUCUAGGUGGCUGAAAACAAACAGUUUCCAUAAGCAUUUGAGGCAGCCAAAAGAGUUUUACAUUUAGUAGCUUUCUUUUUAAAAGCUUAUCACCACUGCUCAUUGUUUGCAACUUACAUAUGCAAUUGAGCAAUGGCUUGUCUCAAGAGGGGUCAGUUCUCUCUCCAGCUGCAACGCCCCUUAGCAGAGUGGAUCUGAUUUAAAUCAAGUCUAUUUAAAUCAUGAUUUAAAUCACUAGUAAAAAGGCUUGAUUGAAAUCAACUCAAUUUAAAUCAUAAUUUUUAAAGAGCAACUGUCAUCUCUGACCUGCUGUUGACUCACCGACAGUCCCAAUACUGCAGAAUCUACAGCCUCAUAUGCUACGUAACUAAGCGCCAUUUCAUGCUGAAUAAACUAAAUUAUGAAUGUAUCUUAAAUAGAAAAUGAUCUUUAGAUAGAUUUUUACUCCAAAAUCUAUUUUAUUAAAAUAAAUUUGACAAAAAUAAAAAAAAUCUGAUUUACAUAAAAAAAAUCAGAUUUACAUCAAAACAAAUCCUAUUUUUUUAUUUUUUUAAAAAGAAUCAUCGAUUUUUAUCCUUCCUGCCCCUUAGCCAUCAGAUGCAGACGACCAACAGUGAGGUAUCCUGGGAACAUCUCCCAAAAUAGAUGUGGACAACACUCUGAGCUGUAUGCAGCACAUAUGAUUACAUUCCCUACCCUGAACCCUGUUUUUGCCUCUGCUUAGCUGUCACUGAUCCCAAACACUUGGCAACACCUAGGAGAAAGCCUUUGUUCUUCGGAAGACUUCAAAACCACUGACAGCUUUGUGAUUUUAAAAGGGUCAAAUCUGUAUUUGCCAAGCUCAGGGUUUAGAAGAAGCUCUUUCUCAUCUUUUUGUUAUAUAUGGCCUUGCCUAAGUUUCCUGGACCACAAGCUAAUUUUCUUUUAGUCUAGUUCAGGGGUGGGCUUCAAAAAUUUUAGCAAAGGAGGUUUUCUGCUGGGUGGGGUGGGCAUGGCCUAAUCAGCCUCCUGCACCAUGACGGGAGGGGGGCGUUUUUGCCCUCCCCGGGCUCCGGAGGCUUUCCUUGGGGCUCUGGGAGGACAAAAAGCUGCCGAGGCCCUAUUAAGGCUUGAAAUGGGCCUGUUUCCAGCCUUCCUGAACUUCCAGUAGGCCCGUUUUUCACCCUCCCCAAGUCUCCGCACACGCCCUGAACUUACCUUCAUCUAAAACGGGCCGCGAAGGGACUCCUGGGAGGGGUGGGAGGGGCCAGCCAGGAGUGGGAUUUGGGGGUUCUCCGAACACCCCAGAAUCUUAGCUUGAAGUUCUCCCGAACCUCUGCAAACCCCCAGCAGCCCACCCGUGGUCUAGUUCCGCCAUUUCUUAAAUCUUCCUGAAAAUUAUAUUAAUCUUUCAGUCCAGAUGCGCAAAAGCACUGAAGCGGCAUGUAAGUCUAAGUGCUAGUGCAAGCAGUAUUCUCAAGUGGAACUCACUCAACAAAGGCUUGUCCGUACAGAAACCUAAACGCCCACACAAUGCAAAGAUAGGAAGAUGCAAAGUGGCGCAGGGUUAAAGCCUGAAAUUUCUUCCAUUCAAAAAAGUUUUUUGAGGGGAAAAAAAAAAACUUAACAUGCCCAAAGAGCCCAGAAACACAAAGAGCUAAUCUAUUCGGUGGGAUUCCUGAAUUCUACUUGUAGGCUAUGCUGCCUAGAAAUUUAUUCUAUUUCCACACACUUGAACACUCGAGGUGUUAAUGUGUUCUUGGCAGAGUUUGGUAUCAGUGAUGAGCUCUCAGGAGCUCUACCGUACAUAACGGAUCACGUGACAUAUUCUUUUGGGAUUAAGUGUCUUUGUUUAGGGUUUAUGACACGUUGUUAAUGUCUCCAUCCAAUACCAAUAUUAAUUUUUUCUCUCUCUUCACAACUCCUAUCCCUAUGGAGUUGCAGCCCAACUCUGCUGCUAAUCUGAAUUUGGAUCAAUGUUGUUAUAUUAUACAACAUGCUAUUUACUGCAAAAUAUUCAACCAGAUUGAUUUUAGGCAGGUUUUUUUUUUAAAACAAAACAAAACAAAACACCAACAAUGUCUUCAGUUGGUUUUAGUUUUCCCUUGCAAGAAGAAUUGGGGCGGGGAAACAAGUGCUAUAAAACUAACUGUGUGAAGUUUAAAGCCUUCACUGCAAACUCCAUGCCUUCUUAGUCAUGCAUCCACUUCGGGUCUUUAUAAAUUAUGUACAUUUUUAAAUCCCAAAGAGAAAUGGGGCAUAUAAAUAGUUCUUCCACUAGAAGUGAACCAGCUAUCUCGGGAAGCAUUUGAACUGUGACCUCUGCUGCUAAACUGGAGAGCUGUUUUUUGGGUUUUUUUUUAAAUGCUGGACUGUGUCUCACAAAUCCAGAAAAACAUGUUUGGCAAAACCCUGGUAAGUAUGACUUUACCCAGGAGAAAGACAAACCAAGAGCUAUUCCAGUUUGCUGCUCAGCUUCUUGUCCCCCAACCAAUUAGGAGAAAGGAAAAAGCAGGGCUGCGGUUUUGGAGUCUAGUAUCUUGCUAAUAAAUAUAGCAGGGAAACUUAAAUGGCACUGUAAAUAUAUAGUAACACCACAUGAAUAAGUACCGGGCAGAUACAGAGGCUUAUUUUGAGAAGAAAAUAUAAUCAGAUGGGUAUGGCUGAAGCUGAAAGAAGGAUCUCAGAACUGGAAUGUUUAUUUUGAAAAGAUCCAAUUUUCCCUUCAAUAAUAUCUUCUUUUCUGCUAAAUCAAACAGAAAAGAAAGGGAGUUUAUAUGAAAGUGCACACAUCUACCCAGAAAUCUGAUAAAAGAAAUCUAGGAAAGAUGGGAGGAAAACGCUAAAAAUGAUGAAAUUGUAAUCACGUACAAAUCAAAAAACACAGAUGGUCUUUUUUUUU